Glarea lozoyensis ATCC 20868 is the source of this 945-nucleotide messenger RNA. Its product is annotated as NAD(P)-binding Rossmann-fold containing protein. Bases 1 to 945 code for a protein of 314 amino acids. The transcript has a single exon. NCBI's taxonomy places the organism in Eukaryota, Fungi, Ascomycota, Leotiomycetes, Helotiales, Helotiaceae. The record is from RefSeq and is a predicted model, not a curated record.
AUGUCACCUAGCAUCUUGAUUGUUGGCGCAACUGGGAAUACUGGUCGAAGCGUCACUGAAACACUCUCCGGUUUCUUAGAAGCGUCCAAGACUUUGUCCAAUCAUCGUGUUCUCGCUCUAACUCGGUCUAAAGAAAGCGAGCCGGCGCAACACAUCGCCAAGCUACCUGGGGUGGAAGUUAUAGAGCAAAACUGGGUGGAAAUAACUGCGGAUUGGCUUCGAAAACAUGAGGUGGAAAGGGCGUUCAUCGCUUCUCACAACCAGCCGAAUCAAUUCGCAGAAGAAUCGAACUUUCACUUAGCCGCACUUCUGGCUGGUGUAAAAUACGUGGUUCGAAUCUCUACGACCGCGGCCAAUGUGCGCCCAGAUUCUAAAGCUUAUUAUCCGCGUUCGCACUGGGCGGUCGAGUCCAUGCUGAGUACGCCAGAAUUUGAGAAGUUACAAUGGACGUCUUUGCAGCCAAACGUCUUUUCCACCUUGGUUCUCUCUCCGGCCGCUGAAUUUAUUAAACAAUACCGCAAGGACGGGAAGCAGCAGACCCUUAAGUUGAUGAAUUCCCCGGAUGCGCCGGUGGGUAUCAUCGAUCCCUACGAUGUCGGCUACUUGGCAGCACGACUCCUGUCCCAAGACGAUCCGAGUACCCACAAUCGAGCCAAGUAUGUUCUCAAUGGACCGGAGGAUAUCACCGGAGAGGGAAUUGUUGAGUUGAUCGAAGGCUAUAUUGGGACGAAGGUUGAACAUGUCGUUUUUAAGGACACUUCUUUCAUUGAGCAAAUGGCAGAAGAGGCUACAGACUCAAAGCACCUCAUUCUCUCGAUCAAAGAGGCACCAGUGACAGCCUGGGAAGGCAAAUGCACGAGUUCUACCACUAGCAAGGAGAUAUUUGAUAUAGCAGCACCUAAAAGCACACCUUCCGAAGUGCUCAAGAUGCUUUUGGGUGAAUGA